UUGUGACGCCGUUAGAGGAACCCUAGCAAGAACCGGUGGAGCUUUGUAAUGGCAGAGUUUCAAAUAUUACCAGAAGCGUGCAUUGCCUCCAUAAUCUCUCAUACUACACCAAUCGACGCGUGCCGACUCUCCCUCGUUUCGAAAACUUUCCGUUCUGCAGCCGACUCCGACACGGUCUGGAAUAAAUUUCUCCAGUCUGAUACAGGAUUUAUGGACCAUGUCAUCAAACAUGCUCUUACCCCCGCCAACAUCCGUACAAAAAAGGCUCUCUAUAUGUUUCUAUGUGAUGGCCCUACUAUCAUUCAUCAUCGCCUAAAGGUAUUUCUAUUAUUCACUAUUUAUUUUUAUGCAAAUUAUUAUUUUUUAAAGAUGGAAUCCUUUGAAAUUCAGAGCUUUCAAUUGGUGAGAAAGAAUGCCAAAAGGAUUUUCAUGCUUUCGGCCGCAUAUCUCAACAGUUUUUGGUCUUUUCCUCAAGAAUACGUUGAAUGGACAUAUACCCUACCUGGUUCUAGGUUCCUAGAAGUAGCUAAGCUUAAUGUGUGUAAGCUUCAAAUUCAUGGUGAGAUUAACAUGUAUUCUUUGUCCCCAAAUACUUGGUAUGAGGUUUACGUUGUGUUCAAGAAGUGUGGUGUUUGGGUAGUUGAGCAAUCACGUGUGUCGUUUUUAGUUAGUGUUCAAGUUGGCUAUAAUGUGUCGGGGGAUAAAAAUAUGGAAUGGCAACGUCCUAGUGUGAGAAGCGAUGGGUGGCUUGAAACAAAGAUGGGGAAGUUCUUCAAUUUAAGCAAAACAUAUGACAAUGUAUAUCUGCAUGUUUUGAGGAUUAUAGGUCUUAAUUUCUCUAGGCGUCUCUAUCUCGAAGGAAUAGAAGUUAGGCCCAUGAAUUAA
Messenger RNA from Vicia villosa (hairy vetch), 885 nucleotides. RefSeq names its product F-box protein PP2-B11-like. The record is from RefSeq and is a predicted model, not a curated record. The transcript is spliced from 2 exons. Gene Ontology annotation, molecular function: protein binding. Bases 49 to 885 code for a protein of 278 amino acids. Lineage: Eukaryota; Viridiplantae; Streptophyta; Magnoliopsida; Fabales; Fabaceae.